Molecule: messenger RNA, 1218 nt
Organism: Nipponia nippon (crested ibis)
Lineage: Eukaryota; Metazoa; Chordata; Aves; Pelecaniformes; Threskiornithidae
Gene: RHCE
Product: Rh blood group CcEe antigens
Biological process (GO): ammonium transmembrane transport; ammonium homeostasis
Cellular component (GO): plasma membrane
Molecular function (GO): ammonium channel activity
Source: RefSeq, a predicted model, not a curated record
AUGUCUUCUAAUUACCGCAACUUCCGAAACAGUGUGCCGUGGCUAAUCCUUUUUCUGGAAGCUGUUUUCAUCGUUCCCUUUUACUUUUUGCACUCAGAUGAUCUUGCAUUCAUAUCAGACUUCAACCCAGCUUUUCAAGAUGUCAGCCACAUGGUGGUUUUUGGAUUCGGCUUUUUCCUGACGUUUCUGAGAAGAUAUGGGUUUAGCAGCACUGGAUUCAACCUCCUGAUCGUUGUACUUGGUGUCCAAUGCUCUGUGCUGAUAGAAGAUUUAUUAAUUUUACUUCUUCAAAAGGAAGAUGAAGGUGUUCCGGAAAGAAUAACAAGGGCUGCUGUGAGUGUGACUGCUGUGGUCAUCUCUACUGGAGCUGUUCUUGGGAAGGCUAAUCCUGUGCAAUUAAUUCUGAUGACAGUUGUGGAGAUAAUAGUUUUCCAUGUGAGCAAAUGGAUCAACAACACAUUCCUGCAGGUUUCAGACAGUAUCAGCAUGAUGCACGUUCACCUGUUUGGAGCCUACUUUGGUCUGGCAGUCUCCUCACGUUUCUCUGAGCCAUCACCAAGGUCCGAGAAGAACGCGAGUACCCCGAAGUCAGAUUUAUUGUCAGUGUUGGGUACUCUCUUUCUCUGGGUAUUCUGGCCAAGCUUCAAUUCCAUACUAGCUAUGAACAAGAACAAAGCAAUCUACAACACCUACUUUGCCCUUGCAGUGAGUGCUGUAACUGCCUUCAUGUUGUCUGUUCUGACCACAAAGGAUGGAAGAUUCAGAAUGACUCAUAUCCGCAGUGCAGUGCUAGCUGCUGGGGUCACGGUUGGUAGUGCAGCACACUGUAUCGAGUACCCUUGGAUUGCCAUGAUUUUGGGUCUGCUUGCCAGUGUGACAACCAUAUUAGGAUCUUACUGUCUACAGAGGUGCUUCAAUCCUGUUCUCAAGAUUCAUGAUACCUCUGGAGUUCAUUUCACUUUUGGCUUGCCUGCUGUGCUCGGAGCUCUUGCCCAGGUCGUUCUCUUAGUAAUAAGAAACUGGACUGAUUUACCAAGGGUGGAUUAUUUGGUCUUGCUUCACGUUGGUGCCUACUGCCAGACCAUCAGUGUUGCCUUGGUAACAGGUUUUAUCACAGGUCUAAUCUUAAACUUCAGACUGUUUAAGACCACCCCUGUAUCGAAGUACUUUGAUGACCAGUUUUACUGGGAGGCUCCCCGUUUGGCUGUCGGAUUUUGA